CCGCGGAACUUAACAGGAUCAGAAGAGGCUGCCGAGUGUUUAUCAAGUGGUGGAGCGGUCAGAGGCAUCAUGGCCAUGUCCCAGGAGCGGAUUGCCUAUCUGGGGCUCUGGGUGCUCCUUCUGCUUGGUGCAGGCAUGGAGGAAGUUGUGGAGGGAUGUAGCUGCUACCCAGCACACCCACAGCAGCUAUUCUGCAGCGCUGAGAUCGUGAUAAGGGCAAAAAUCUCUGGAGAGAAGAUUGUGUCGCCUAGCAACAGCUCCUCACCUUACAUGAAGAUGAUCCAAUAUGAAAUCAAAAUGAUCAAGAUGUUCAAAGGUUUUGACAAGGCCAAGGAUAUCCAGUAUGUGUACACUCCAGUCUUCUCCUCACUGUGUGGCGUCAAACUGGACUCCAACAAUAAAGCAGGGUAUCUGCUCUCAGGAAGUAUGUGGAGUGAUGGGAGGAUUUCUAUUGGCCAGUGUGACCUAGUAGAGUCCUGGGACAACUUGUCACUGUCGCAGAAGAAGAAUCUCAACUACAGAUACCAGAUGGGCUGUGAAUGCAGAAUCAACACUUGUUACACAGUGCCGUGUGCAUCUACAGGAGAAAACGAGUGCUUGUGGACUGACUGGCUGCUGGAUAACAGCCUAAAUGGGGAGCAGGCUCGGCAGUACGCCUGCAUCCGCCGAUCUGACACAACCUGUAGCUGGUACCGGGGUGGACCUCCACCUGAGAAAGACUUCCUGGACAUGACUGACCCUUGACCUGUAAUUCUGACAUUCAGUUCACUCCAUUUCACUCCUGCAAAGUCAAACACUCCCUGCUUUCGCUUCUGUAGCUCAAAAUUGGCGUGCACAGUUGCAACAGACUUCACUGAAAAAUUGACUGAUUUUUACAUUCGAGGGAGCUUAACCCAACGUUGAGCUUUUGUUCGCAGAGGCGAGGUGGUUGCUACAGGAAUGCUAGGAACAUUUUCACAAAGUGCAGGGGCCUUCAACAUUCCUCCGACUCAUUCCCUCGCUCUCGCACAUUCCACUCCACUUGCUGUCUUCCACAGAAUUGGAAUAGCAGCAGACCAUCCACUGCAAAUUAUUCACCCCAGAGUGAAUCUUUUCUUCAUUUCUGAUGGCCUAAUGGUAAAUGCAUAACCUUGACAAAUACUGGUGACCUCAUAUUUGUUUAUGCAUAACUUACAAUCGGUUAUGUAAUCAUUUAGGUUAUGCAUUCACUAAAAGAAGUUGGACUUUUAUUGUAAAACAAUAGGAGGAAAGCAGUAGGGAAAAGCUGCUAACUUCUUUCACAAUAAAGCAUACUUUCCAUACUCGAAACACUGCCAUCUUUCCCCCACACAUUCUGGUGUUGAAUUUUUACCUUUAUAUAUUAUCAAAUAACUGUCCCAUACGAAUGAAAAUGCACUGUAUAUACAUUGGACAAAGCAACACCAGACCCCAAUUAAUAGUAUUUUGACAAAUUAAACAUAUAUAACCGUAUUUCUUGUACAUCUAAAACAUCACAGUUUAUACUCUCAAAUUGCUGAGAAUGUAAAUAUUGUACUUCAGUGAGAAUUAACAUUUUAAAGGCUAACCGGAUCUUGUCUUAUAGCAUAGACGUUGCUCUCUUGUGGUUUUGUGUGUUUAGCUUCCUUGGUUGAACUCUGUACUAUUUCCUGUGCCAAAAAUCUAAUCCAGCGCUUUAACAACAGCACUGCCACCUGUAGACGCCAAGCCACCUCUCCUUAGAGGAAAUGAUGUAACAGGACAAGGUUCAAUUCCCCCCUUUUUUUAACUCCUAAAAAACAGGAAGUGGAUUCUCUUCAACAUCUAAAUUCAAGAAAAAAUAGUAAAAACUUUGGCACAAGACGUUAACCAACAAAAAGAAAAAUAACUGAUGUUCAUGAACAAGCUAUAAUUAGUGAUUUAAUUGUUGUUUUAUAGGCAAUAUUUGAUAGAAUGACUCAACAUUAAUUCAAAGUCACAAUUCUGAAUUGACCCCUGUCUUGUUACUGGACUUCUUCACUGAAGGCAUACAGAUUAAAAUGCAUUAUCACUUGCUAUCUUCAUGCGUGGGCCACUAUGUAAAAAUCCUAUUAGGGCCACAUUCAACAACAAAAUAUUGAAAUUUAGCUGCACCAUGCAGUAAUUUGACAUGUUUGAAAUAUGUGAAUAGUUAAAUUCACAGAAAACAUUUAUGACUGAUAUGAUAAUAAUGCAAAAUAACUGUAUGGCUUUAGUGAAGCAUUAUCAAACAAUUUCAUGUUUGUUUUAUACUGAAAGAAUUGUUUGGGUUUGUAUUUAUGUCUCUGUUUCUGUCUAAAUAGAGUUUUCUAUUUCCAUGUACCAAAAAA
Molecule: messenger RNA, 2324 nt
Organism: Chelmon rostratus (copperband butterflyfish)
Lineage: Eukaryota; Metazoa; Chordata; Actinopteri; Chaetodontiformes; Chaetodontidae
Product: metalloproteinase inhibitor 4-like
Exons: 5
Coding region: 70-744 (224 amino acids)
Biological process (GO): negative regulation of endopeptidase activity; negative regulation of membrane protein ectodomain proteolysis
Cellular component (GO): extracellular matrix
Molecular function (GO): protease binding; metalloendopeptidase inhibitor activity
Source: RefSeq, a predicted model, not a curated record